Molecule: messenger RNA, 525 nt
Organism: Guillardia theta CCMP2712
Lineage: Eukaryota; Cryptophyceae; Pyrenomonadales; Geminigeraceae
Exons: 1
Coding region: 1-525 (174 amino acids)
Source: RefSeq, a predicted model, not a curated record
AUGCAUGGUACAUGCUCCAUCAGGCACAUGGCGCUGCUCCUGCUCUUCUUCCUCUUCCUCCGUCCCACCAUCAACACCAGGGACAUGAAUCGAGAGCGCUUCAUGGCGGCAUGUCGAGCUGGCCCGUUGAAGGGACUGCUCCGCAUGCGAGGCGGGAAUCCGUUCUUUGCUCAGAGCAGCGGGGAGGGGAGGAGGACGAACCGGACGAGUGAGGCGGACGGCAUGAAGGAGCGCAUGGACUUGUUGGGCAAGCUCAACCUCCGUGUCGAGGACUUUGUGAGCAAAUCACGAGCUGCAGCGGAGGCGUGGGACCCGUCGGUGGUUGGUUGUGUGCCGGACAUCGACUCGCUCGGCGAGGAGGUGAAGAAUCAUCGGAAGCCCUCGGGACGGUACGUUUAUCCGCGCUCCGCCAUGCCGCCUCCCUCGGACGAGCCCUCGCACAGCAGGAUGAGAUCUGCUGUUGAAGGCAUAACGCUCGAUGAUCCUCCCGUCAGCAUUCAAGUCCAGGUGUGCCCGCUCUUCUAA